UUCACCAGGCUUUCACCUUCAAGUUGUCGAGGCAAAGCAGGACCACCGAUUCAGGAUCAGGACGUGGGUCAAGAUGGUGAACAGAGUAAUUCAUCAGAUAGUCCUCGCCUGGAUAGUAUUGCUUCAGCUCUCUGCAAGCAGUUGUUCAGUCAUUAACUUGCCUGUUCUUAAAUCAGACGUAAAAAACCACCUUGCCACAUACCUUGAUGAAAAAGUGAAUGAAUUUAAGACUGAACUGCAUAGAUCUUUUGAAAUGCAUAGACACAGGCAGAGAAGAAAUGUACAACAAGCAACUGUCAGAGAAUGGUUCCUUUCCGAUAUCCUAGAGUCAAGUCCCCUACAUUUUGAUGGCUCCACGGUUGAACACUUCACUUUUGGUGGCAAGGAUUAUCUGAUUGUGGGAGACGUCCCUCAAGCUACUAUGGGUGAUAUUCACUCAAUGGUUUACGUUUACAACACUACAAGCGAAGCCUUUGAAGAUACUGGCAUAUUCUUGGAUAUCCAAGGUGUGGCUGAUAUUGAAGUUGUCCACCUUGAUGGCUCUACUUAUGUUGCAGUUGCCAAGAAUCAUAAUGCUGCUAAUAGACAUGAUAUCAUCUCGACAAUCUAUAAAUUUGACACAUCCAGUUCGCCAGAGUUCACGGUCUUUCAGGAGAUGUAUACAAAUGGUGCGACUGAUUUUGAGAUUACAGUCUUCAAUCAGGAGACUUAUCUAUUUGUUGCUAAUUCCCGGACUGACUUUUAUGCCAGGCACAGAAACAAGUUAGAGGUUUUUCAUUGGUCUGGUGCUUACUUUGACCGUGUUGCUAAAACUUGGUUAUACUCGGCCCAAGAUAUUUGUACAUUUGAAAUUGACGGCGAGUUGUUUAUAGCAGUAACACAGUACACAGACAAUGAUGGAAAUCUAGACAUAGGAACCAAAGUGUUCAAAUUUGAUGAUAUGAUGUAUGAACUAAUUGAGUUACAAACACUCAAGUCAACUGCUCCAAAGGAUAUAGAAUAUUUUGAAGCAAAUGAACACCAUUAUCUGGUUAUUGCAAAUGCCUUUGGUACAGAUGAAUCCCAUUCUAUAAUAUAUUGGUGGGCUGGAAGUGGAUUUGUGGAAUAUCAACGUAUUGCCACUUUUAAUGCUACAGCUAUAGAAAGCAUUAGAAUGCCCAAUGGGGAAGUCAUAAUUGCCAUUGCCAAUUCUGAAGAUGUUGGUACAGUUUUCUAUAAUGUAGACCAAAGUGGUAUGUUUGUGCCAAGUACUGUGCAAGGAUUGGGAACUAAUUUUAGUAAUCCAGAGUUCACAGAUCUUCAAGAGUUCACAAUUGGAAAUUCUUUUUAUUUGGCUGUAUCUACUAUGGGCGUUUUUGAACUUGUAUUUGAUUCUCAAGUAGUUCUGCCAUCACCUAAGCCGAUAUUGACCUGUUUAGCUGAUGUCAUUGCUAAUCUAACAGCCCAAAUGAUGGCAGUAGCACAGUUGCAAGAGAGACUGAAUAACAGAUUGAGCCUGUCCAUGGAGCAAACAGUAGAUGUUCCAGUAGUCUUUAAUGUGUCUGUGACGUCACAGAAAAACUUUACAACUGAAGACCUUGUACUUGAUAAUGACAACAGAUUUGACUUGGAUGAUUCAUUAGAGCCAGUAAAUCGUCGUGAUGUAAAAAAAAAUCUGACAGACAUUCUGAAUGACCUUGAUGAAUAUACCAAGGAAUCUAAACAAGUCGUGAUGGUAUCUAAAGUGCAAGAUAUUGGAGGUCGCAAGACAUUUAAUGAAUCUGUUGAAGUUGUAGACACACUUAAUGUGGCUGAUCUCUACAUUGAAAAUGGAUUAAUUAGUGGUGUUGAUGUCGUUAAAAUAAACAACACUGCAGUAUGGCGAAAUGCUGAUCAAACAAUUACUGGCAAUACAACAUUUUAUAACAAUGUCAGCAUCAACUCUAAUAUAACUUUAUAUGGACUGUUAAACAAUGUUGACUUUCCUGGAAAUGUUCUAUUAAAUCAUGGAGAUCAGAACAUUACUGGUAAUAUAACUUUCGAGUCUGACGUCAAUUUCGAAAGUAAGAUUACCAUAUACAACCUGAAUGGCAUCAAUUUAUCCAGUGAGCUCGUGACUACAUUUGGUGAACAAGUCAUCCAUGGCAACAAGACUAUAGAAAGCGAUAUUACAGUCAGCGGAAAUGUGUUGCUUCCAAAUGGAACAAGUAUAAAUGGGGUUGAUCCAUCAGAAUUUGUAAAGACUGCUGUAAGCCUAGCGGAGGAUGGACAAAUAAACGGGAAAAUAAAUUUUUUCAGAGACUUGGAUAUUCAAAAUGAUUUACUUGUAACUGGUUUGAUCAACAAUGUGGAUAUAGGAGAUCUGGCUGCAGAAGUGAUUUAUAAACACAAGGAAUACCAAACUGUGACGGCUCGAAAAGAUUUCCUGAAUAAUGUUUAUGUGAAAAAUGAUAUUACUGGAAAUGGUACCAUAAAUGGUAUAGACAUCUCUGAAGACCUUGUAUAUUUGAACACAGAUCAGGAUAUUCUCGGCAAAGUUACUAUAUCUGGUGAUGGAAACUUUACAAGUAUUACAUGUGAUUUGGUUAAUGGUGUGGAUUUGUCUCUAGAGGCGAUAUUAGUGUCUGGUGCACAAACAAUGUCAGGUGCAAAGAGUUUCAAAAAUGGAUUCACUGUUUCUGGUGACAUUAUCAUGUCUCCCCUUGCUACAGUUGAUCAGGUUGAUAUUGACGUGUUCAACUCAACAGUCAUGAAGUUGACAGAACCAGCGUCUUUAGAAGGGAUAAAAACAUUCAAAAACAACGUCACAGUUAAUGGUUCUGUAGUGCUUUCUGACAUUUUGAAUGGUCUGAAUAUUAGCUUUGCAAUGGAUGAUGUCUUGACUAAGUCAACUGAUCAGAUAAUCAAUGUACCUGUUGAUUUAAUUGGAGACUUUGUUUUCAUGGGUAAUUUGAAUACAAGUAGAUUUGAUAACCUGCACAUGGAUGACUUCAUUCUACUGGAAGCACCAGGUCAAAUUGAAGGUUUCAAAAACUUUACAGAUCAUGUUAACAUUGUGGGUGAUUUAGAUGUGGACAGUGAAGUCAAGAUUAAUGGUAUUGACUUAUCUGCAUUAGACAAUAGUGUUGUGAAGAAAGAAGGAAAUCAAACUAUUCUCGGAAACAUUGAGUUCUCUGAUUCAAUUAGUGUUGAUGAAUCAAUUGAAGCUUUCAGUGUAAAUGGCUUUGAUAUACUGCAGGACUUGGUCAGAUUAGAUGACCAACAAACAGUAGCAGGUCAGAAAACAUUGCGUUCUAACCCUGUGUUCAUUAUGGGUAAUCUGAAUGUGACUGAAACCUAUGUAGACACUAUAAACGAUGUAAAUAUCACUCUACUAAAUCAAGAAGCUGUUCUAGUUGAUGGAAGUCACAUCAUAGAGGGAAGCAAAGUCUUUAUUGGCACUUUAGAAGUCACUGGAUUCCUAGAUGUAAAUGGCCUUGUAGAUGGUGUGAAUACAACUGAAUUUACCGAGAAUGUGGUCAUGCUCAGUGGUAUGCAAACUAUAUAUGGUGAGAAGAGUUUUAUGACAGACGUGUAUAUGAUCAAUGUGACGGUUAAUGGCACUGUAAAUGGUAUCAAUCUGGAAGAGUUUUGUGUUAGUGUAGUGGACUUGUCUACUGAUGAUGUCGUCAAUGGCGAAAAAACAUUCGAUGAAGUUGUAGUGAAUGGCGACUUGAUGCUUGGAGGUUACGUCAAUAGCUUAGACCUAUCAGAAUCUUCUGGGCUGUACUUAUCUAAGACAAUACCACAGCACAUUGAUGGGUAUAAGGAGUUCUCACAGAAUAUAACCUUGAAUGAUUUGAUGAUAGACUCUGGUUUUCUGCUGGAUGGUGUUGAUAUCAACGAUAUGGCAUUAAUUGAUCAGAAUGCAGUGUUUUCUGUUGAUGUUUAUUUUAACAAUACACUGACCAUCAACGCUGAUAUUAUAAUUGAAGAUGGAAUCAAUGGAGUGGAUAUAGUUGAGCUUGACAACACAGCUGUUAAAUUGAAUACUGGAGAACAGCUGAUUUAUGAUAUUAAGUCAUUUGGUGAUGUUACAAUUGACGGUGAUUUGGUGGUAAAUGGAACCAUUAAUGCAGUUGAUGUUACUGAUCUGGCAGCUCAAGCAGUUUCCAAGACAGCUGGUGAUAUUUAUGUCCAUGCUAACACAAAUUUCUCUGAACCAGUGCAAAUUAAUGGUGAUGCUUUGUUCAUGCAUGAUAUUAAUGGCGUUGAUUUGCAUGCACUUUAUGAAGAUGCUGUUAACUUACACGAUGACCAAGACAUUGAUGGAGCCAAGAUUUUAGUUCACUCGUCUGGUAUUUAUAUGAACAAUGUAGAGGUUACUGGUGAUGUCAAUGGUGAUUUCAAUGCACAUGAUGUACAUGUUGGAAACUUUGUGAAAGACUUGGUCAUGAAAUCUACAGACCAAGAUAUUUACAGCUCGGUGGUAUUCAACAGAAGUCUGGUUCUUAACAGCAACCUUAUUGUUAAUGGUUUUAUUGACUUUGUUGAUCCUUCGGAAGACCUUGUUUUAGUGCAUUCUAAUGGUGUCGUGACAGGUGACAACACUUUUUAUGCUAACAUCACAAUAGAUGAAGACUUAGUGGUGGUAGGAUUUGUUGAUGGAGUUAAUGUCACCCAUCUUAACAACAAAUAUGCAAGUUUGUCUCGACCUCAGGAAAUCACUGGAGCAAUCACUUUUCAAAACAACGUCACUGUUGUAGAUGACAUUAAUAUUAAUGGUACACUAAAUGGAGUUGAUAUUGACGACAUAGUUUUAAUAAAUGGUGACCAAACUAUCGUGGGAAACAAGACAUUCAGUGAUGGUGUUGUGAUUGUUGGUGAUCUAGUUACUGAUGAGAUCAAUGGACUAAACUUACAAUGGCUACAUGAUAACAUGGUUAGACAAUUUUGUGAUCACAAUGUUACGGGUGAAAAGGUAUUCCAAAAUGAUGUGUACAUUAUGAAUGAUAUGGUGGUACUGGGUUUGAUAAAUGGAGUCAUUGAUAUACCAGAAUUACACAACGAUGGUUUGAAAGUAUUUCAGGACAGUACACGGAUGUUGACACAUGUAAAUGAAACUAUACGUGGCCAAUGUGAGCUGGUAUUCAAUUUAUCCCAAGCAACUGCUGGGCAAGGUAUGAGUUUCAGUCACUUUGAAGACUUCCAGGAUUUAUAUACUAUCAGUGCCGCACAGUUCAACAGCGUUCAGUACGACAGUGGUGUUGUCUUGUUUCUAACAGAGUCUAACUUUCCAUUUGUUCCACGAUGCACAGAAGGACAUUUAUACAUGUGCCCUCAAGAGGACACUAUCUGCUGGGAAAUUCAGAACCAAAAAUUCCCAUCUACUUCAAGUGUCAAGGGUUAUAAUAUUGGAGAAAGAACUUUUGUUGUUCUCACCCACAGUGAAGAGAUGAUUAGUAAUACUUGUGUAAUUAAACAAAAUGACAUGGUGACUAGAGUGCUGGACUUUGAUGAUGCUUCCUUUGACCAGAAUCUAACUACUAGUGGUUCUGUUGACUCGGUUAUGUUUUCAAUUGAUGGAGAGAUUUACUUAGUAGUUGCCAAUGGUCACAACAACUCGUUAGUAAUCUCCAACAGCGACUCGGAUGUAUUCAAGUACAACGAGGGCAUCAAUGCCUUUGAGGAAUAUCAACAACUUCCAACAUAUGGAGUGAAAGCUGUAACUUUCAUUGACAUCAAUGGAGUUUACUUCUUGGCAUUUGCUAAUUCAUACGAUAGUGAGCAAGCAACUGAGGAAGUUGAUGCCACUGUGCAUGCAUGGAAUCCUUCUAAAAAACGGUUUGAAGCAGCUGAAUCUAUUGUAGAUGGAUAUGUGACUGUUGCUGCCAGCGAUGUCAUUAAUUUCAGCAUAGAUGAUGAGGUAUACGUUGCUUAUGCAAGUAAAAACAUCCAUAGUGGUAAUGGUGGUGAUAUCAAUAUCUUUAAAUAUGAAUCCACUGGGUUCAAACACCAACAACGAAUAGAACUAACUAAUAUUGUUGAUUUAGAAUUCUUUGAGGUGUCCGGCAUGUCAUUCAUUCUGGCAGUGGACAGUACUUAUCAUAUUCAUAUACAACAAUGGGCAGCAGCCAGUAACUUUGUGCACAUGCUUUCUUGGAAGUACACUGGUAUACGAUCUGUACAUGCCUUCAAACGAGGUGAUGCAUUGUAUAUAGCAGCAGCUGUACAUGUUGACCAAAGUGACCAGUCAAUGUCAAAGAUAAUGAAGGCAGUUGUUAAAGGUGACCGAUCCAUGCUGGAAUUUGAAAUCCAAAAUUAAUCACCUAGAGUUUUCAAUAUUGUAUAAAUUAUAUUUAUAUAUAGUCAAAAUUUAUUUAUGGUGUAAUGUUGUAUGUAAUAAAUUGAACUCCAGCUAAA
Molecule: messenger RNA, 6381 nt
Organism: Saccoglossus kowalevskii
Lineage: Eukaryota; Metazoa; Hemichordata; Enteropneusta; Harrimaniidae
Biological process (GO): signal transduction
Source: RefSeq, a predicted model, not a curated record